Molecule: messenger RNA, 2659 nt
Organism: Cadophora gregata
Lineage: Eukaryota; Fungi; Ascomycota; Leotiomycetes; Helotiales; Ploettnerulaceae
Exons: 2
Coding region: 872-2575 (567 amino acids)
Biological process (GO): carbohydrate metabolic process
Molecular function (GO): hydrolase activity, acting on carbon-nitrogen (but not peptide) bonds
Source: RefSeq, a predicted model, not a curated record
GUCAAUACCGACCUCGACAGCACCUUCGGCCCUUCACCAAAACCGAUGCAAAGCAGAGAAAACGAUACUCGCGACAUUUCCAACAUAGUUAUCGUCCCUUCGUCCUCCAUAUGCUUAGAACGCCAGAUAGCAAAGCACAUUUGACUCGACUGAGACUGAGCGAGUAAGCAUCAACAUGCGACUUGCGAACUUCUGUAUGCUAGGUUCGGGUGAUCAACCGUGGCGAUCCUGGGGACGAGCCGCCAAGGUGGCCAGUGCCUAUUGCACCCCUGAGCUACCACGAUGUGGCUUGCAGCACCAUAUCUAUUUGGGGAUCGCAAAAGCCUCCCAAGAUGAUGCUGUUCAUGUUCGAGCACACUUGUAACACACAGACAUCUUCAAGUGCGGAAGCUUAGGCAAGAUAAAAUUUCCCGGCAGGCUAGAGACAUCGGACGAUGUGCUGAAGAUCACUUUCACGAGCAAGGCAAAUAGUUACUUCUAUACGACUUUCAGUUGCCAGCAAGCUACCACCGAUCAAUACGAUGCCGUUACUUUCCCAAUCAAAGGCCCAGCCGGCGCAAGUUUCCAGCUCGAGCUGCAGACCUCGACGACAUGUUCGGCUUCGACAUACAAGAGCUAUUAUAAAUCUUUGACAGGCAUCACCGGAGCGACCCAAACGUAUACUGUCCCGUUGAGCUCAUUUGCUGGUGCAAACCUAAAUGCUAUCAAGAGUAUCCUUUUCGAAUCCUUCAGUAUCAACGGUCCUUGGGAGAUCGGAACGAUCCAGCUUGUUUGUGCCAACACCAAACCCACUAGUCUCCCACCAAGCACUUCCACGACCAGUAAACCAGCCACAACCAGAACUUCAGCUCCACCAGGAGCUUGCACAAAUAUGCUGGUUGAUGACUUUGCUUCCCAGUCUCGACUAACAUUCCUCUUCUACAAUGCGAUGCUUCUUCCAUCAUCCGAUGAUGGAUCUAUGGCUCCGGUAUCUGGACGAGCUGAUACAGGGACUUCAGUGAUUGUUGCCAACAACCGUCUUACCCUCACUCCAGCUUCUGGUGGAAACUCUUACUGGUAUACUAUGCUUGGCUGUUCAAAGACUACUGGAAUCUACGGAGGAAUUGGCAUGACGAUCAAGGCACCAAAUGGCUUCACGAUGGGUGUUGAGUUACAGACUGCGAGAGACUGCUCCAGCAACAAUCCAGUUCUGAAUGAUCUCUUAUCAACGGAUCUUGGCUGGACUUUUGAUGGAACUGAGAAAUACUACACUAUCCCAUUCUCAAAGUUUCCGGGUCUGGAUGCGGACCACCUGGUCUCUUUGUUGUUCUCGGGCUUGAGUGGUGCCGUCACAAUUGGUCCAAUCUCCUUCUAUUGUGGGUCAACUGGAUCAGCAUAUCCCAUUCCAACUACAGUCCCGGUUGUUGAGCCUACAUCUACGAUCCCUGUGACAACUGGACCAUCAGCGUAUGUGAUUGAUAUUUUUACAUCUGCCGAUACCAACAACCUUGGAUUCUACCACGGGGGAGAUGACCCAGCUCUCUUCAAGCGAACUGCAGGCAAACUCACGAUCAAUACCAAAGGCAAUGCGGAUCUCUCCUACUAUACACAGAUCUCCAGCGGAUGCAGUGAUAUUCGCUCGUAUGACAAGAGCUAUGUGCACAUUUCGUACACUGGCAGCCCCGCAUUCACGAUUGCCAUGCAACAGCACAAUCCAACAUGCAACCCAGAUAUCAAUCCCUAUCCCUACACCUGGGACUCUGUUGAAGCAUCUCGGUACUCCAACAGCGCCAAGACAGACAUCUACAUUCCAAUCUCACACUUCUCCAUCAACCGCGCCGUCGUGAUUGGGUUCUCUCUCAAAGGUUUCUACACCAGCACCACGACCACGAUCACCAAAAUCGAGAUCGUCAAAUCCGUACCAUUGGGUUUCCUCGUACCCAGCAAGCUUCCCACCAUUCCUCUAGUCUUCGCAUGCACACGCCCCAACAGCUUCGCAUUCGCCAUCGAUGACGGCUCACCGGAGUACGCCCAGCGGGUCGUCUCAUCCAUUGCAGCCGCUGGCAUAAAAGUAACAUUCUUCACCGUCGGAGCCCCUCUCCUCGACGCCUCCACGAACUUGACAAACGUGUACAAAAACAUGCUCAAAGCAGGUCAUCAAGUCGCAUACCACAGCUACACUCACCCACCACUCGAAGGCCUCCCCUCACUCGCCGCCAUCGACUGGGAAAUCAAGCAAGACAUCGCCGCAGUUUCCAAAACCCUCGGCAUCACAUCUAAAUAUUUCCGGCCACCAUUCGGCACAGAAGGUGCUCGGAUUCGACAACGCCUUGCUGCUACGCUUCCAGGAAGUAAGUUCGUAGCUUGGAGUGUGGAUGUGCAGGAUUGGUUGUGGGCUGCGACUGAUACGCCUGAGAAGCAGCUGGAGAAUUUUCAGGCGGAUGUGAAUAAGGGCGGGAAUCUGGUGGUGAUGCAUUACUUGUAUGAGAGUACUGUGAGCUAUUUGCCGCAGUUUAUUGAGAUUGCGAGGAAGACGGGGAAGCAGUUGAUGAGGGUUGAUCAGUGUUUGGAGGAUCCGAAUGCGCCGCCUUUGUAGAUGCGAGGUGGGAGUCAAGAUUGGUGUGAGGGAAAGUUGGAAGACAUUGUAAUGUAUAAACUGAUAUGUUGCUCAGAAUUGAGG